Molecule: messenger RNA, 399 nt
Organism: Egretta garzetta (little egret)
Lineage: Eukaryota; Metazoa; Chordata; Aves; Pelecaniformes; Ardeidae
Product: scale keratin
Exons: 2
Coding region: 1-399 (132 amino acids)
Cellular component (GO): intermediate filament
Molecular function (GO): structural constituent of cytoskeleton
Source: RefSeq, a predicted model, not a curated record
AUGUCUUGCUACGACCUGUGCUCCACCUCUGUCGGCGGCGUCUACCGCCCCCAGCCCCUCGCUGACAGCUGCAACGAGCCGUGUGUCCGUCAGUGCCCCGACUCCUCGGCCUUCAUCCAGCCGCCCCCCGUGGUCGUCACCUUCCCCGGCCCCAUCCUCAGCUCCUUCCCCCAGCAAGCCAUGGUGGGCUCGUCCGGAGCCCCCGCCUUUGGGGGCUCCCUGGGGCUGGGGGGCCUCUAUGGCUCUGGGAACCUUUACGGUUAUGGGGGCUCUCUGGCAUAUGGGUCCCAGUAUGGAUAUGGGAGUUCAGCCCUCUCCACGCUCGGCAGCGGGUCCUGCAGCCCGUACUCCUCCCGUCGGGACAGCCGGUUCCUCCGCAGCAGCUGUGGGCCCUGCUAA